This is a messenger RNA of Empidonax traillii (willow flycatcher), 4897 nucleotides long. It is a transcript of the gene NFAM1, whose product is annotated as NFAT activating protein with ITAM motif 1. The coding region runs from base 2195 to 3028 and encodes 277 amino acids. The transcript is spliced from 7 exons. Gene Ontology annotation, biological process: regulation of B cell differentiation; B cell receptor signaling pathway; positive regulation of B cell receptor signaling pathway. The record is from RefSeq and is a predicted model, not a curated record. NCBI's taxonomy places the organism in Eukaryota, Metazoa, Chordata, Aves, Passeriformes, Tyrannidae. Gene Ontology annotation, cellular component: membrane raft. Gene Ontology annotation, molecular function: transmembrane signaling receptor activity.
GUCCCCCGGCUCUCGGCGUUCCCCGGCCUCAGCGGCUCAUUUGGCCCGCCCGGUGCAGGUGGGCUGCCCGGGGGAAGCUUUAACCCACUGACUCAGGCAGACCUAACAUGGUCCUCUCUGCCCUGGUCUUGUGUGAGCCCCAGGCCCGGUCAGGUGGAUGUUCUCCUAGAAAGUGUCAGUCUGAGAAGACAAAGGUGUCCCUCCAGGCGAAUUCUUGCUCGCCCCAGCUUGCCACCCAGGGAGCCCAUGAAGUAGAACCGUAGGGAGCACCACGAGGCUGAGGCAUGGCCCCAAGAGUGUGUCAGGCCUGUGGUAAUUUAGCCCCUGGGAAUCUUUCCAGCAGACAGCGAUAUUUCUAGGACUUGGCAUUUCGAGUGGCAACAGGGUUGUUUAUAGGAAGAGAAGGGAAAGGACAGAAGGACGAUGUUGACCUGGAUGAUGUUGACCUGGCAGCCCUACAAACCUACCACACUUAAUCCACUUAUCACUCUGAAUUCCUGAAGCAGAUAAAUGCCGAUAACAGUUAAAACACAUCGCUGACAGGAGCAGCAUGUUCUGUCUUCUAGAAAUACAUCAAUGCUGGAAAUUGCAAAGCUGUGUGCUACCAUGGGGAUGAGUGUGAUAUAAGAGCCGAAGAAGCCCUCAUUGUUCAUCAGAGUUCUUCCACAGGAGGGUAGUGAGCCUUUGCUUCCUUCUCCCGCCCUGCUCCAAAUACCUUGAGAUGCUGUUCAGGCUGAGAAAUGCUGCGGAGAGCUGUUGUGACCCCAGAGCCCCCCAGAGCCACAGCUGCCUGAUCUGUGCCUCUAUAUCUGAAAUAUCAAGUGGGCCCCAAGUGUCUUGUUACCACUCUUGAUUGUCCUUGCUGCUCAGCGUUAAGACCUGUUAGGAGUGAUUUCCAGAUGAGACCAGCCCCGUCCAGCUCGCAUCAGCAUGUCUUGGGGAGAGGAGCUGGUUUUGGCUAAUCUGAGCUAAACCUUCCCUGGAGGGGUGCAGCUGCUGCACCAGCCUUGCAGAGCCACACAAAGCCACUUGCUCCUCUCCCCAUCUGUCAGGGCUCUUAGCAAGGUAUUAGAGCCACCCCUGGGGUCAGGGGGCCACAGCGGCCACAGCUGCACACUUCCCCCUGUUACAAGACCCCUUCCUCCUGAGGACCUGUCCCAGGCUGAACAGGAAAAAAAAUGCUGUAAACCAAAGGUUGUUUGGAGCAAACCUCACUCCUGCAAACUCCAGAGGGACAAAACAAGUGAUAGUGCUUUUGAUGACGUGCAGUUUACAGGCUCAUCUGCUGCCUUAGGUCUUUUCCCCCAUGGCCAUCCCCCACCAGUCUCCACAGCACAGCACCCCGUGGGAGCAGGCACCCUUGAAGUUGCAGCAAUGUGUUUUCUUGAGGACAGUGCAAAUGUCUCACAAGAAGUGCGAAAGGAGGAAGCUUGCCUAGAGAGAAGUGAAGAUCUCUCAGACAUUGGGGGUUUUAUGAGUCAGAUGCUGCUCAGCUGUUGCAUUGCAGAUGUCUUAGCUAAAAACAAGCUUUUGUUGAAAUCAAAGACUCUUCGUGAGUAUAGGCGGCAGGAGCCUCCCACAAAAAGAGUUUUCUUCUUCAAAGGGCUCUCCUUAGAUUUGCCUACAAUAGAUUACUUAAAGCUUGCCUGCAUUGCGAAGCUGAUUCAGAGCCAGCACGGUGUGGAUCUGAAGCAUCCCAGCUGUUAGGGAUGAAUUUGCUGUCUGGUUGUUCUCACUUGGUGAAUAUGAGUGCCUUCCUCCGAAGGGACCUGGUGGAGGAGUUGGCUGUGGAGGGAUGUUUUGUGUAGUCAGGAGUACAGUGGAGCCGUUUCUGUGUAGUGACUGCUGAUGUGGGUACUGGUUUUCUGCACCGAAGACAAAGCAGGUGGUCCCACACUUCAGUGUUCACGUCAGCGUGGAGGGUGACAAAGUUUGCUUUAAAUGUGGGUGAUAUUUUACAGUAAUCAGGAGACAAAGCUCUGUAUGCCAAAGUGCUUAUGGUCUAAUGUUUGGACACCCCCUGGCAGGUGUAACACCAUUCAUGGUAGUACAGAAAUAUUAACUCCAAUGUGGGGAGGAGUCUGACUGAAAAGCAGAAGAGCUUGCAUCUGCCAGGAACUGCUUGCCAAAAGCAGUGUGUGUACAUCCUGCCCGUCCCUUCACGAACGAGAGGGGAUCAACCAGCUGCCCAGGCAUGGAAAUACCUGACAAGUCCCCAUAUCUUUUGCCUUUUGGAUCUUCGUGUCUGAUUGCUUUCUUACAGCCUCUGACACCCAUCAUGGCCUCUAAUCUAAAAGUCAUCUUCCUCUUUCUUUGGUUGCUUCAGUGUGGAGGGGAAGGUGUUGACGUACAGCAGAAACCUCCAAUCCAGGUUGCACUGCUCAAGGAAGAAAUAUCCAUCCCCUGUAAAGUCAUCUUCCCUUACAUGCCGAAAUACACCAAAUUUUCAAUCUGCUAUUACUGGAUUAAUUCACUGGGCCAGAAGACAUCCAUCUAUAAUAGGUCAGAAAACAUACACAUUCCUUCUGGAAAAGAGAAUUGGACUGCUACCCUGUCUUAUGACCACAGGAUUGUGCUGCUUGAAAAGACCUCUUCUACUGGCACAUACUACUGCGAGGUCAAAUGGAAUGACAUGCAGAAAGUGGGAAAGGGAGUGUUUGUCCUUGCUAGAGGUACAGGGUACAUAGAUACCUCUUACAGGUGGGAAAUCCUUGUUACCUUUACUGUUCUUCUUGCUGCACUGAGCAUCACCGCAACAGCUCUGCUUCUCUGGAAAAGAAAGGUGUUGUGCCCUAGAAGGAACCAGCUAAAUAUCCUGAGACAGAAGGUGGAAACUCAGCUCCCUUCAGCCAGCCCACCACCACCGCCUCCUGUCUAUGAUAGCCUGAAUGUGCAGCAAAUUGAUGUCUAUUCUGUCCUUGAGAACAAUACAGACAACUCUUCACUCAAAAAUAAUCCUCCAAGGAAGACACCUAAGAAGCAAGCAACUCUAGAAGAAUCCUCUGAUACAUUGUAUGAGAAUAUCUAACAGGGAAAGAUAUCUGACCCUGUGUGGACCAGACAUCUUUCUGUAUGGCAGAGCUACUCUUACAUCCCAGAUGAGAUGCAGAUACAUGCAGAGAUCUACAGUGACUUCAGAGCGCAAGCACCAGGGACUUGUGAACCCCUGGCUCCUUCUAAACUGCCCUUCAUUAACAACAGAAUGCAUCUUUUCAAAUCCCUCAGGGCUCAGUCUGCACUGAUGCAGCAAAGCUAUUUUGCAGCAAAGCUGUUUGAUGCAAAAGAAAAGCUGCUUUUUUCAAGCACUUAUCUUGGGAAUGGGCAAUCUGUGAAGGUUUCUCUCACCUGCCCCGGCUGAAAUACUUAACUCUCAAUCCUCUGCGAAUGAUAGGACAAUCCAGAGACCUCCCUGCUUGCUGGUUUGAAGUUCAGAUCCUGACCUGAAGCAGUCCAUCUGAUCCUGUGCUUGAGGCUUUUCCUGAGGUGGCUGUCAGGCCUUCAUGCAUAGUUUAACCAGACCCAAGCAUCUACCUGCCCAUUUUUCCUUUCUCAGGAACCCCACAGUGAAACAUGCUUUCUCAUAAUCUGCUAAUCCCAUCAAGUAGUCACAGUUGCCUGCUGUGACCAUACCCAGGCGACUCAAAUCAAUGCCUCUGAGUGAAUGCUUCCCCUUCAGCAAUAUAAGCAGUAUAUGGUGAGGACUGGGUGCACUCACAGAGAUAAAGGUGGAGAAAAGGAAAACGGAGAAAAUAUCCUUGCCUGACAACAUGUUUCAUUGACAGUGCCCAUUCCAGAACAAGAAAGAGGAACAAGGAGGUGGGAACCUGAGGACGCUCCCUUGCUGGGGCGACAUAAGCAGGGCAGAUCUGGGGCCAGGUUCCAGAGAAGUUCAAGCUGAGCUCCCGGGGUUCCUGUUCCUCUUGGCAAUGGGCAUUGUUAUCACUUGGGAUUUUGAGCAUGGUACCUCUGGCCCACCAGAACCAAUAGGUUGCCUUUGUUUCAGCUGGCUGGUGUACGAGGGUAUAAGGCUCCUUCACCCUGUCCCCAUACGUUAUUUGGCCAGGGACACCAGUUCUAAAAUGACUGGAGGGAGGAGAAGUGAGGCCCUAGAAGUGAGUUUUCUAUCCAAAUUCUUCUCUCCCCUGUCAGCUGGAACUUGCCUACCAUUUGUGCUGAUGCAUAUUCUAGUUCUGAUAGGGAAGAGGUUACAUUAAAUAUCCAUAUAACACGAUCAAACCAGCGGAUCAAAAAGCCAAGGCUGUUUUAUCUCAGAUUAAGAAACAACAACAAAAUAACAACCAAACAAACCAACCCAAAAUAAGAAUAUGCAGCAUAACUUGAGAGGAAUCGUAGAAACCUCUUUAAAGAAGAAGAUCAAAUUAAAAUUGAGCUCCAGGGUCAUAGGACCCUCUCUAGUUGAAGAUAAUGUUGCUAUAUAUCAGAGAUAGAGGCUGUGGAAAAUGUCUCCAGGGCCUCCAACCUUCCUAUACUAUGUUUAAAGAGAUAAUCCGCUUAUUGCUUUGCUCUUUUUAUUAGAAGAGAUUUCAAACAUGGAAUUUGGACUUUCUUUAACCACAGAAAAAUGCUUGUUCUUUUCCCAGUGCUGAGGAAUUCAUUUCAGAAAGAGCAAUGAAUAGACAGCAUGGCUUAUUAGACCUGUUUAUCAUUUGUUAAGAGAUCGCAACAAUUAUAAAUAAGUAUUUUUUAAAUAAAAGUUUUAGAUUUUACUAAUCUAAACAGGAAACAUUUGUGUUCACAGAAGAGUUUACAGGUAUAACAAUUCCUUUCCUUAACAAAUUUAAAGAAAUGAUGAGAUGAAUUAUAAAUAUGUUGCAGUAUGGCAAUAAAAUAUUCAGCAGAAGCUGGUGGAUUAGAUGAAAAGUAAAAACUUUCCAAA